Molecule: messenger RNA, 5076 nt
Organism: Mus pahari (shrew mouse)
Lineage: Eukaryota; Metazoa; Chordata; Mammalia; Rodentia; Muridae
Gene: Xpot
Product: exportin for tRNA
Exons: 24
Coding region: 803-3691 (962 amino acids)
Biological process (GO): tRNA re-export from nucleus; intracellular protein transport
Cellular component (GO): nuclear matrix; cytoplasm; nuclear pore
Molecular function (GO): tRNA binding; small GTPase binding
Source: RefSeq, a predicted model, not a curated record
GUGUGCAUAUGCACAUGUGCUAUGUACAUGCGCAGUUCUCGUCUUCCACCAUAUGGAUCUAGGGGAUCAGGAGUCUUUACCCCUGAGCCAUCUCACUAGUUAAAACCCAGAGCACUAAAAACUCAAAACCUGUGUUUUCACAUUUUAAGAACAUAGUGAUGCAUUCAUAUUUCACAAUGGUUUUUUUUUUUGUGUUUUUUUUGAGAAAUCAAACUGUCACAUGGUAGAUUGUGGAAGGGGUUAUCUAAUCCUGUUUUGAUAGGAUCAAAUAGUAGAGAGUCAAAGCUGUAUUGCUGCGUGAGGUAAUCUGGAGGGUGAAUAUUGAAGGCCUUGCAGGGUUUAGCCUCGAAGCUGAGAAGGGCUGUGUGUGUGUGUGUGUGUGUGUGUGUGUGUGUGUGUGUGUGUUUGUGUGUGUGAAGUGGGGUGUGCUUGAGAGCUGCAGUGUGAUGUGGCAAGCAUUGCUGGCCUUGCUGAGGAGCACGAAGAAUGGUCAGGAGUUGUUCAGAAGUGUUGGUAUCUUAAUCCUGUUGGCAGUAGGAACUUAGAUUGCCUUGCUGGGGUCUGCAGGGUUGCUAUGAGUGAUCAAAGGAAGGGCUUAACUUAGAUCCUGAUUUUUGUUUUUUUCAAUUCCAAAAAGAUCAAGGAAAACAGAAAAGUGUAGAGAUCUGCAACCUGGCCCUGGCUUCACCACUCCCGAAAAGCUGCACAGGACCUCCAUUCACCUCUUGAUGAUUGUGGAUUCUGCUGUGGAAUCAGAAGCCACGUCUGUUGUGAUCCGAAAACUCCAGGAAUAGCGGCAGAGAUGGAUGAACAGGCUCUUUUAGGGUUAAAUCCAAAUGCGGAUUCAGACUUUAGACAAAGGGCCCUGGCUUAUUUUGAGCAAUUAAAGAUUUCCCCAGAUGCCUGGCAGGUGUGUGCAGAGGCUCUAGCACAGAAGACAUACAGUGAUGAUCACAUAAAGUUCUUCUGCUUCCAAGUGUUAGAGCAUCAAGUUAAAUACAAGUACUCAGAACUAAGCACUGCUCAGCAGCAGCUCAUCAGGGAGACACUGCUCUCAUGGCUUCAGGCUCAGAUGCUGAACCCCCAGCCAGAGAAGACCUUCAUACGAAACAAAGCGGCCCAAGUGUUCGCCUUGCUUUUUGUUACGGAGUAUCUCACUAAGUGGCCCAAGUUUUUUUUUGACAUUCUCUCAGUUGUGGACCUAAACCCGAGGGGCGUGGAUCUGUACCUGCGAAUCCUCAUGGCCAUCGAUUCAGAGCUGGUGGAUCGGGACGUGGUUCACACAUCAGAGGAGGCUCGCAGGAACACCCUGAUAAAAGACACCAUGCGGGAGCAGUGCAUUCCAAAUCUGGUAGAAUCAUGGUACCAGAUUUUACACAACUACCAGUAUACGAAUUCAGAAGUGCUGUGCCAGUGCCUUGAAGUAGUUGGGGCCUAUGUCUCCUGGAUAGACUUGUCCCUUAUAGCCAAUGAUAGGUUUAUAAAUAUGCUGCUAGGUCAUAUGUCAGUAGAGGUUCUACGGGAAGAAGCAUGUGACUGUUUGUUCGAAAUUGUAAAUAAAGGGAUGGACCCUGUGGAUAAGAUGAAACUCGUAGAAUCCCUGUGUCAAGUAUUACAGACUGCUGGGUUUUUCAGCAUUGACCAGGAAGAAGAUUUGGACUUCGUGGCCAGAUUUUCUAAGCUGGUAAAUGGAAUGGGACAGUCGUUAAUAGUUAGCUGGACUAAAUUAAUUAAGAAUGGGGCUGUCAAGAAUGCGCAGGAGGCACUGGAAGCUAUUGAGACAAAAGUGCCACUUAUGUUACAGCUGCUAGUUCACGAGGAUGAUGACAUUUCCUCCAACAUCAUUGGGUUUUGUUACGAUUAUCUCCAUAUCCUGAAACAGCUUCCAGUGCUCUCGGAUCAGCAAAAAGCUAAUGUAGAGGCAAUCAUGUUGGCCGUUAUGAAAAAAUUGACUUAUGAUGAAGAAUAUAACUUUGAAAAUGAGGGUGAAGAUGAAGCCAUGUUUGUGGAAUACAGAAAACAGCUGAAGUUACUGUUGGACAGACUUGCUCAGGUGUCCCCAGAGCUCGUGCUGGCUUCCGUUCGCAGGGUCUUCAGUGCCACGCUGCAGAACUGGCAGACCACGCGCUUCAUGGAGGUUGAAGUAGCCGUGCGGUUGCUGUACAUGCUGGCGGAAGCUCUCCCGGUGUCCCACGGCGCUCACUUCUCAGGUGACGUGUCAAAAGCGAGUGCUUUGCAGGACAUGAUGCGGACGUUGGUGACAUCAGGAGUCAGUUCCUACCAGCACACAUCUGUGACCCUGGAGUUCUUUGAAACUGUUGUUCGCUAUGAGAAGUUUUUCACAGUUGAACCUCAGCACAUUCCGUGUGUACUAAUGGCUUUCUUAGAUCACAGAGGUCUGUGGCAUUCCAGUGCUAAAGUCCGGAGCAGAACCGCCUACCUGUUUUCUAGAUUUGUCAAAUCUCUCAAUAAACAAAUGAAUCCUUACAUUGAGGAUAUUUUGAAUAGAAUACAAGACUUAUUAGCCCUUUCUCCACCGGAGAACGGUUACCAGUCCUUGCUGAGUAGCGACGAUCAGCUCUUCAUUUACGAAACAGCCGGGGCGCUGAUUGUUAACAGUGAAUAUCCCGCAGAAAAUAAGCAGGCCUUAAUGAAGGACCUCCUGACACCACUGAUGGAGAGGUUCAAGGUUCUGUUGGAAAAGCUGAUGAUGGCGCAGGAUGAAGAGAGACAAGCAUCUCUUGCAGACAGUCUCAACCACGCGGUGGGAUUCGCCAGUCGAACCAGCAAAGCCUUCAGCAACAAGCAGACUGUGAAACAGUGUGGCUGCUCCCAGGUCUACCUGGAGUGUUUACAGACCUUCCUGCCAGCCCUCAGCUGCCCCUUGCAAAAGGACGUCCUCCGAAGCGGCGUCCGGACCUUCCUUCAUCGAAUGAUCAUCUGCCUGGAGGAGGAGGUGCUCCCGUUCAUCCCCUCUGCCUCCGAGCACAUGCUCAAAGACUGUGAAGCGAAAGACCUCCAGGAGUUCAUUCCCCUGAUCAACCAGAUCACGGCCAAGUUCAAGAUACAGGUGUCCCCGUUUUUACAGCAGAUGUUCAUGCCCCUGCUUCACGCCAUCUUUGAAGUGCUGCUGCGACCAGCGGAAGACAACGACCAGUCGGCCGCGUUGGAGAAGCAGAUGCUGAGGAGGAGUUACUUCGCCUUCCUUCAGACGGUCACUGGCAGUGGGAUGAGUGAAGUGAUCGCGAAUCAAGGUGCAGAAAAUGUAGAACGGGUGCUGGUUACUGUUAUCCAAGGAGCCGUUGACUACCCAGACCCGAUUGCACAGAAAACGUGUUUUAUUAUCCUCUCAAAGCUGGUGGAGCUCUGGGGAGGCAAGGAUGGACCGGUGGGCUUUGCCGACUUUGUUUAUAAGCAUAUCGUCCCGGCAUGUUUCCUGGCACCUUUGAAGCAGACCUUUGACCUGGCAGAUGCACAGACAGUAUUGGCGCUUUCUGAGUGUGCCGUGACUCUGAAAACAAUCCACCUGAAACGGGGCCCUGAGUGUGUUCAGUAUCUUCAACAAGAAUACCUGCCCUCCCUACGAGUUGCUCCAGAAACAAUUCAGGAGUUCUGUCAAGCACUUCAGCAGCCUGAUGCUAAAGUUUUUAAAAAUUACCUAAAGGUGUUCUUCCAGAGAGCAAAACCCUAAGGACUGGACCUCCCGGCCCCGUCGUGAUCAGGAACUCCAGUUCAUAAUUUAUAAAGAAGCAGUUUGUGUGUGUGUGUGUGCACACCAUCCACACUGGUCCUUUAGCAUUGUUUCCAGCAUAUUGCGGUGUAUGUGGGAUUUUCUGUAAAAUGGGUGUAAUUUUUCCCUAAAAAAGGUGUGUGACAACAAGAGAAGUUGCCUGCAUGCCGGUUUAAAUUGUUUAUGUAAAAAUGCUGUUAUAAGACAUAGAUUUAUCCUAGUUCCUUAAUUGUUUUCCUUUUAUGAAACUUUAAAGUUCUUUACAAAAUGCAGCAGUGGAAUACUGACUAACAAUCGAAUGUCAAGUUGGGAAUGUCCGGUUCUGUGUGUGCAGACACACAAGCUGUGGGGUAACAAUCAAAACGUAAUCUUUCGUAGAUAGCCUUUACAUUUCUUUAAACUAUUUCAAUGCCAAUGUGUAUUCUAUAAGAGAAUGGCUUCCUAAUUAAGUCGGUUUAGAAGCAGGUGCUGGUGUCACACAUUUUUUUAUAAAAAAUAAAUUUUACAUAGUGAAAUUCACCAAGUCUUUUCCGGAAUUAUUACAAAGAGCCUCCUUGCCCCACCUUAGUCACUCUGAUGCCCACCUAACGAUCUGCAAAUGGGAGUAUGGGCUCCUUACUUCACAGACUGUGCCCCAGCGGCCACUCACAACUGCACUAGGAACCAACUCUGCCCGUCUGUAAUGGAGUUAUAAAGCCCAGUGUUUUUCUAUGACAUUAGAUGUCCUCAGAGCACAGCCCACUUGGAUUUGUUUGUUUUUUGCCUGGAGACUGGGCCUCACUGUAUAGAACAGCUGCCUCCCCGCUGCUGGGGUUAAGCCGAGAAGCACCAAGUCUGACCACCCGUGUGUUGAUGAGUUGCAGUCAAUUACUACGUGUGCUACUUCGUGCGACAGGAGAGAGCCAGAAGAGCAGCCUCGGGAAAGACAGACGAAGUCCAGCAACCCAGCUGUAGGUGCUUACACUGAAAUCUGAGUCUGUAUUGUAAACGCCCAGCAACGGCCGGCUUCUGUCCCAAGCACUGUGUAAGCAGAGGACCAGAAAGGGAGAGGAUCAGAAGUUCCAGGUCAUCCUCAGCCACAUAGUCUAAGGUCAGCCUGCACCACACGAGAGUCUGUAAAAGCCUGACGUCUGCCGCAGAGUGGAUAUUACUUCGUGGUCGAGUGCUUGUUUGAGAACCCAAGUUCCAUCCCUAGCACCACAGGACAGGGAGGGGACACAAGAUUUCAGGAGAGAUUUGUCUUCUUUGGCUGUGUGUUGUCCAGGGAUAUACAUUUCCUAAAAUCUUUUUUUGUUUGUUUUUUUCGUUUUUUUCGAGACAGGGUUUCUCUGUGUAGCCCUGGCUGU